Andrographis paniculata is the source of this 2331-nucleotide messenger RNA. RefSeq names its product zinc finger BED domain-containing protein DAYSLEEPER-like. Lineage: Eukaryota; Viridiplantae; Streptophyta; Magnoliopsida; Lamiales; Acanthaceae. The transcript has 2 exons. Gene Ontology annotation, molecular function: protein dimerization activity; DNA binding. The record is from RefSeq and is a predicted model, not a curated record. Bases 151 to 2154 code for a protein of 667 amino acids.
AGGCCGCCACAUAGGGUUUGAAGCCUUCGGAGCCCACCUGCAUCGUCUUCUUCAUCACUCCUUCCCUUAAAUAAGCAACAACAGUGCUUCCUAAAACCCCGAACCCCUUUCGCGGGUUCUCCGUCGCGGAAUCUCCUUGCGUUUCUCAGCAUGUGCCCAAUGGAUGGAUCUGAUAAAAAUGGUUUGCCAAAUUCAGGUGCCCAGUCCAAUAAACCAAGGCGGAGAAAGUCCUUGGUCUGGGAACACUUCACAAUCGAAACUGUUAAUGCUGAUUGCAUGAGGGCCUGUUGCAACCAGUGCAAAAAAUCAUUUUCUUACAUAUCUGGCGCUAAAAUAUCAGGCACCAGUCACCUAAAACGACAUAUUACAUUGGGAAUCUGCCCUGUCUACCGUCACAGACAAGUGGCAGAAGGAUCGGGCCCUCUCAUGAUGUCAGCACGCAGAGCUGAGACUUCUGGAAGUCGGACCAAAGUAAGAAGAAAGCGCCCCCAUGCUUUUAAUGGUGAUAGCUGUUGCCAUGAACUUGCGAUGAUGAUAAUCAUGCAUGAUUACCCACUUCACAUGGUUGAACACUUGGGAUUUCGUGAUUUCGCACUUGCCCUCCAGCCACAGUUCAACAUUACUAGCAUCGCUGCGGUUGAGGAAGAAAUCAUGCGCAUCUACUUCAGGGAGAAGCAAAGGGUUCUUGAUGUUCUUAAUGAGGUUUCUGGAUGCCUUAACCUCAUAGUUGAUUUGUGGACUUCUGAUCAGAGCUCGGCAUAUGCUGUUCUAACAGGUCACUUUGUCGAUGAAAAUUGGAAACUCCAGAGACGGAUAAUGAAUGUUGUUACACUACACUAUCCGGAAUCUGACACUGCUUAUUGUCAUGCCAUUGCCUACUGCCUCAAUGACUGGUGCUCGGAGGGCAAGUUGUUUGCGUUCGCUCUGGAUCGCUCUUUUGCCAAUGAAACGACAAGAGAAAUAACCAGAUAUAUAUUGUCGCUGAGGAGUCCCUUCAUUCUCAGUGGCCAGCUGUUAAUCAACAGCUGUUAUGCCCGUCUUUUGAAAGAUCUUGCGCUGGAGGCUAUAGGGCGUAAUAAGGAAGUUGUUGAGAAAGUUCGGUACAGUGUGAAGUUUAUUAAAACUUCCCCGGGGCGUGAGCAAAGCUUUAACAAUUUGAAAGAACAACUUCAAGUGCCCAGCACAAAGGACUUAGUGGUCGAUGAUCUUGCGAAAUGGAAUACAACCUAUCAAAUGUUGAUCUCGGCUUCAGAAUUCAAGGAGGUAUUCGCUUGUUUAGACACUUUUGAUCCAGAGUACCGUCCCAACCUGUCGAUGCAAGAUUGGGGCAAGAUAAAAACUCUUUGCGGAUACCUGAAACUCUUUUACGAGGCGGCUAACAUUCUGACUUUGCCGGUGUACCCGACAACAAAUAUGUUCUUCCAGGAGGCCUUCAAGAUUCACCUUGAACUGAUGAAUUCGGUUGUUAGCGAGGAUCCCUUUGUUAGCAGCCUGACUAAACCGUUGUUGGAUAUCUUCACUACGUAUUGGGAAGGUUGCAAUAUGGUUUUAGCCGUUGCUGUUGUUAUGGACCCAAGAUUCAAAAUGAAGCUCGUGGAGUUCAGCUUUUCAAAAUUAUAUGGCCAAGAUGCGGAAGCUUGGAUCAAGGCUGUAGAAGACGGUUUGCGGGAACUCUAUCUCGAAUAUGCGGUGCUUCCCCUCCCGCCACCCGCACCCUCGUUCAUCGAAGGAAUCGAUGCAGUGGCGGCAACACCGCUUUCUGCCGUUCAUGAAGAUGGCUUCCUCCUCUCUAACAGCGUUGGCGUCACUGAUUUCGACAUAUACCUCUCUGAUAUAAUGGGCGAACAGCACAUGGGUUCAGAGCUGGAUCAGUAUCUGGAAGAAUCUCUCCUCCCCCGCGUCCAUGAAUUUGACGUGUUGGGAUGGUGGGGAGAGAACAAGUCGAGGUUCCCGACCUUAGCCAAGAUGGCUAGUGAUGUUCUGUCGAUUCCCCUCUCGACUGCCUAUGGCGAAUCUGUGUUCGACACGAGGGGCCGGAAGCUGGAUCGGAAUCACACUUCGCUGAAAGAUGCGACGCUCCAGGCGCUAAUCUGUGCGAAGGACUGGCUGCGGCAGGGAUCUUCGGGGACUCCCGGGACUUUCCGUUUGUUCUGAGGGAGGUGUCUGUAGCGUACGACAGCUAGCUAUUUAUGGGAAUGGAAAGGUAAGGUACGCGCCAUUCAUUUGUUGUUCGUUGUUAUCGUUACAAACCACAUGUUUUUGAGUAGAGUGACUUAAAGUAAGUGAAGUGAAGUGAUGUAUGUUAAUGUUUUACAAACCACAUGUUUUUUA